AUGCAGGACAUGAAAAGGAGACAGUUGCCCCGAGGCGCCGCUCGAGUCCCGUCCGGAAGCAGGACCCUGCUCGCGUGCGCGAAAUGCAAAGAGAGGAAAUUGAAGGUACAUAGGAAGACUCAAUUCGGAACACCAAAAUUAUUCUGUCUUGUCGAAGACCCAAUAACCAAAAUAUACCGGCCUCGAAAUUACGUCGAAAUCUUGGAAAAACGGGUUGCUCUCCUCGAGAGCCUUCUAAAGCAAUGCCGACCUGAUCUCAUCGAUAGCGAUGUGUUCGCCCAAUCUCCAGAUAUUCAGUCAAGUUCUUUGCCUUCAACGCAAGCCAUAGAGACACUCAAUCCAGGGGAUGCUAAUCGAACAGCCUUAGCCAAAACCAAGGGAAAUGUCGAGCAAGAUUUUGGUGUUGACAAGCUGGCGUCAAACGUGGGCCUGCUAAGCCUAAAUGCAGCUGGAGCAGAACCUCAGUAUCUGGGCUCAUCCUCGAUCUUCGCUUUUUCGCGCUUGAUCAAUUCCUCCCUCCGCCAAGUAGUUUCUCCUGAUUUUCCCACCGUCAACGUGUACGAUCGGGCUAAAAACCGCUCUUCCGUGCUUCCAUCUCCAUGCUUAUUGCCCCCUUAUGAAUCGGCUGUCAAGCUCAGUGAUAUUUAUUUUCAGAAUAUUAAUACACAGUAUCCCUUUUUACACGAGCCAACUUUCAAGGCAUGGGAAUCGAUGUUGGUGGAUGAGUCGACGGGGUUGGAAACUUGUGUUCUCAGUUCUACUUCCUUGUUUUUCCUGAACAUGGUGUAUGCUGUCGGUGCUUUACUCCUACCCAGUCUCGGAUAUUCAACAGAGAUCACCCACGGGUACUUCACACUGGUAUGGAUGACACCCAAAGGAGAAGAAAACAAUGAACUCUCGCUCAUGACAUAUAGGAAACUAGCAGGAUUAGCACUGCGCAUGUGUAUUGAUUUGGGCUACCAUCGAAAUGCAGAGCGCUUUGCAGAGUCUUCAGAUAUACUUCAAACAGAGUUACGCAAGAGGGUAUUCUGGUGUGCUUACGUCGUGGAAACCCAAGCGGCUGUCAUGUUGGGACGGCCUCUGGGUAUCCCUUACCAGGAAGUUGAUGCCGAGUAUCCGAUUGAUAUCGAUGAUUCAUGCAUCACGGCCACUGGACUUGUUGGCAUGCCGCGGAAUUCCCCAGGCGAUGCACCGACCAAUAUAACAAGAGCGAUUCAUACAUUUCGAAUUCGACGCAUUUUGAAUCGUAUCCACACUUGCAUUUACUCAAAAGCUGACCCGCGCUGCUCAGGCAAACACGACCAGCGGAUUGAUGUGCAGAAUAUCCGCGCCGACAUCGAGAAGUGGCGAAGCGAAAUUCCGCCCACGCCUUCUUAUAAUCGCUCCGGUGAGGAGCUUGUCCUAUUUACAACUGAAGAUUGGUAUGGUAUGGAAUAUAACUAUACGAUUCUACAGCUCUAUCGAGCCCAAAUAGUUGAUCACCGAACGGAGACUCCAGACGGCGUAUUCCUUGAAUGCAUGAGGGCCGCAGAAAAUAUUUGCCACAGCUAUCGUCGUCAGUUCUUAGGAAAGCCGACGAGUUGUACAUGGGCAGCUCUUCACGAACUUUUUCUAGCAGGUUUGACAUAUCUCCACUGUCUUUGGACGUCGCCCGCGGCUCGAGAGGCGUCCGGCCAUGGGAAGGCAAACAAUACAUGUAAUGACUGUACAAUUGCCUUGGUUAUUAUGGCAGAACGAUGGGAUGCUGCUUCUCCGUAUCGAGAAAUAUUCAUGGCUCUUGUCAGCCGCACCAUGGCAAUGAUGGGUGAUAAAAGUGAUGAAAGUGUAUCUACAAAUGUGGUCUCAGCGGAUUCCGAAAGUUGGGUUGAAGAAGAUUGGACAGAGUGGAUGGGAAUCGUGGCAGAUGCGGGUUUGCUUGAAGGCUUCAAUGGACUUUUAACUGGUGUGCCGAACAGAUGA
Messenger RNA from Talaromyces atroroseus, 1959 nucleotides. RefSeq lists its product as hypothetical. The transcript has 5 exons. Gene Ontology annotation, molecular function: sequence-specific DNA binding; zinc ion binding; DNA-binding transcription factor activity, RNA polymerase II-specific. The record is from RefSeq and is a predicted model, not a curated record. NCBI's taxonomy places the organism in Eukaryota, Fungi, Ascomycota, Eurotiomycetes, Eurotiales, Trichocomaceae. Gene Ontology annotation, biological process: DNA-templated transcription; positive regulation of transcription by RNA polymerase II. Bases 1 to 1959 code for a protein of 652 amino acids.